GACAGUCAAGUCGAACUUCAACUUCACAUUUACAUCAGACAGUUUUACUAUCUAUCAUUUUAUCAAAAUUUGUAAAAGAUCUAAAACGAGAGAUACGAGUAUCAGAAUUUUCUGAAGAAAGUGAUAAUGAGUAUAAGAAUGAAUUAAAGCUAAAUAUAGAUGAUAUCAAGUUUGAAGAAUAUAUUGAUCAAAGGAAUAAAUCA
Molecule: messenger RNA, 203 nt
Organism: Funneliformis caledonium
Lineage: Eukaryota; Fungi; Glomeromycota; Glomeromycetes; Glomerales; Glomeraceae
Source: the annotation of a GenBank genome assembly